UUAUUGUAUCUUCAUAAAAUAUAAAUAUUGCUUUAUAAUUUUACAUUUAACUUUUAUAAACUAUUUUCUUGAAAUACAACAUCAUGAACACAGAUAAUAAUCCAUUUGAUCCUACACGAAAGUUAAAAUCUAGUCCUGUACCUGUUUUAUUUAUUCCUUUUAAAAACGAUGAGGAAAAAUGUGAUUAUUGUGGAAUUAAAUACUCCAAGACACUCAUGUUUGAGCAAAAAUAUUGCAAAAAUUGUUUAUUUUGGUAUGUUCAAUAUAUAACAGGCAAUAAUACAUACUUGGAUGCACAUAUAAAUACAAAUAAUUCUCAGUGUAUUAAACAUAAAGCAACUAGAAAUAAUUUUAAUACAACAAUCAUUCAAGAAUGGUGUGAAUAUUGUUCGGAGAUUUUAUAUUUUACACAAGUAUUAACAAAAAAUUCAAAUUGUUUGCACAUUUAUAAUGCUGAAUGCGAAAUUUGUAAUUACAAGAAUCGGUCAGAUUAUCAGGCUUCUUCUGGAUGGGUAGAAUCAACUUUGAAUAAAAAGUUCAUUCCGACCCUAUAUUUACCAUGGUGGGAUAGUUGUAACCAAUGUAUAGUUUGUUAUAAAGAAUUUAAAUAUAUACACCAAGAGUCAAAAUCUUAUUGUCAAAAAUGGUGUUCACGUUGCUUUAUAAUUUAUACUGGAUGUAGGUAUUGUUUAACAACAAAUAUAAUUUUUGGAAUUGCAGAUCAAUCUCAAUGUAAGAAAUGCAGAAGAAUUUCAUUCAUUAGAAUUGAUAUUACAGAUAUUAGAAGUGGAAAUUGUAUUAUAGAUGAAUUACUUGAUUUUCUUGAACCUACAAAAUUUUACGGUUCUAUUUGUAUAAGAAAUCCAAUUCGCAGUCCAUAUGAAGUGUAUUCGUUUAUUCGUAAUAAACCUCCAACCAAAGGAAUAGUGUGGAUUCCAUAUUCUCAAGUUACGAAUUUAAAGAAAAUAGCAGAAGGAGGAUUCAGUAUUAUUUAUAAAGCGACUUGGGGAAGAACUGAUGUUGCUGUAAAAAAAUUACGUGAUUCACAAAAUAUCAGUAAGCAUUUUCUAAAUGAGCUAAGAUCGCUUUAUCAAUGUUAUGAUUACAAUUUUAAUGUUAUUGGCUGUCAUGGCAUUACACAAGAUCCUAUAACAAAAGAAUACAUGUUAAUAUUGAAUUAUGCAGAAGGUGGAAAUUUGCAUGAUUAUUUGCAAAAGUACUUUAUAAAUCUUAGAUGGAACGACAAAUUGUGUAUUUUAAAUGGAAUAUCAUAUGGAUUGCGAAAUAUUCAUAAUAAUAAUUUUAUACAUCGAGAUAUUCAUAGUGGAAAUAUGCUAUUAAGUUCUCAACAAUGGAAAAUUGGAGACUUAGGGUUAUCACAACCUGCGAAUAAUACAUUAUCAAAUAAUGAAAUAUAUGGAGUAAUACCUUAUAUUGCACCAGAAAUAUUCAAAGGUGCUGCAUUUUCAAAAGAAUCUGAUGUAUAUGGUUUUGGUAUGAUUAUGUGGGAAAUUACAAAAGGUUGUAAACCUUUUGCUAAUAUUGAACACAAUGUUGAACUUAUUUAUAAAAUUAUUGAUGGAAAACGCCCUGAAAUUACAAAUGAUACCCCUGAAUGUUUUGCAAAUUUAAUGAAAAAAUGUUGGGAUUCUGACCCUUUAAAAAGACCAACUAUUGGUGAAGUCAAGCGUUCUAUUCACGAAUAUCUUUGUCGGUUUGAUAAAGUCGAAACAUUUAAACAAGCUGAAAAAAAAAGAUUGGAAUUAAUACAAUUAAAGCAACUUGGUUUCGAAUUUAGCGAAAACCCUCAUCCAAAAGCAAUUUUUACAAGUAGAGCAUUAAGUUCAUUGAUUUCUAAAGCUUCUACUAUAAAUUCUUCUUCAAUGAUCUCAUUUAAUGUCAAACAAGGAUAUAUUACAAAAGAAUAUGAAUUUGAUAUAAAUAAUAUUCAAAGCUUAACUGUAUCCGCAAAUUCUUCAAGAAAGCGUAAUUUUGAAGAAUUAAAGAACGAAACGAAUGAAACUCAAAAAAAUAGAAAAUAUAUUAAAGUUGAUAAUUUGGAUGAUGAAUGUUGUCAAAAAUAA
Molecule: messenger RNA, 2084 nt
Organism: Rhizophagus irregularis DAOM 181602=DAOM 197198
Lineage: Eukaryota; Fungi; Glomeromycota; Glomeromycetes; Glomerales; Glomeraceae
Source: RefSeq, a predicted model, not a curated record